Ceratitis capitata (Mediterranean fruit fly) is the source of this 1763-nucleotide messenger RNA. It is a transcript of the gene Pu, whose product is annotated as GTP cyclohydrolase 1. Gene Ontology annotation, biological process: tetrahydrofolate biosynthetic process; tetrahydrobiopterin biosynthetic process. Lineage: Eukaryota; Metazoa; Arthropoda; Insecta; Diptera; Tephritidae. Gene Ontology annotation, cellular component: cytoplasm. The coding region runs from base 517 to 1443 and encodes 308 amino acids. The transcript has 5 exons. The record is from RefSeq and is a predicted model, not a curated record. Gene Ontology annotation, molecular function: GTP binding; GTP cyclohydrolase I activity; zinc ion binding.
AGGUUUCCACUAAAUAACGAGCCGUUUAGUCGACUCUCGAUGCUGAGGAAAGUGAAACGCGACACGCUAAACGCCAAUUGACAAACAACGCUAAACAUUAAGCGUCAAACACUACUUGUAAACGCGUCGUAACUAAAAGCAAACAAAAAAAAAGCAAAAAUAUUGUGUAUCGAGUAGCGAGCGAAAAAAAAAUAUAAAAGAAAUAAUAUAAAUAAAAAUUGAAUAAAAUUUAAAGUAAGAAUUUUAUUAAAAGGAAGAUAGAUAAAUAAAAUAAUACCAAAAAUUUGAAGGCAGUGUGUGCGCGUUUUCUUUUACUGUCCAACUGAACAAUUACUAAUACAAGAAACAAAAAAAAAAAUAGCAAACAAUUUUAUUUUCAAAACACCAAAACAGUAUUAAAAAAAAAAAACAUAAUUCUAAUUCUCUGCCUUUCAAACUGCCGAAGUUCUUUAAAAGCAAAAAAUAACAAUAACCAUUUCAUAAGAUAAAUAUAAAUAAAACAAAAAUAAAUUAAAAAUGAAGCAGUUAAGUGAAACAGUAGGCCAACCACAGCAAAAUGGCAUUGCCAUCGCAACAAGUACACAGCAGCAACAGCAGCAGCCGCCGCCAUUGGCAUUACAGCGCCAUUGUGCUGAGGAUUUAGCAAGUAACGGCGAACAGAAACAGCAGCAAACGCCGCAGCAGCAGCAACAGCUGAUGCAGUCGCCUACAAACAAAAGUGGCUUGCAAUUGGCAUUAACGGUAAAUGGCAGUAUCGGCAGCAGCAGCAGCAGCAGCAGCAACUUUUUGGCACAGAACGGCAAGAAUGGCAGUGAAAACGGCCAUGAACACUGCACAUUUCAUCAUGAUCUCGAAUUGGAUCACAAACCGCCCACACGUGAGGCGCUGCUGCCAGAGCUAUCACGCUCCUAUCGACUUUUGUUGAGCGGUCUUGGUGAGAAUCCCGAACGGCAGGGUUUGUUGAAAACACCGGAACGUGCGGCGAAGGCUAUGUUGUUCUUUACCAAGGGUUAUGAUCAGAAUUUGGAAGAUGUUCUCAAUGGUGCUGUCUUCGAUGAGGAUCACGAUGAAAUGGUCGUUGUAAAGGAUAUUGAAAUGUUUUCUAUGUGCGAACAUCAUAUGGUACCAUUCUAUGGCAAAGUAUCAAUUGGUUAUUUGCCUUGUAAUAAAAUUUUAGGACUUAGCAAAUUGGCAAGAAUUGUGGAAAUCUUCUCACGUCGUCUACAGGUGCAGGAACGUUUGACCAAGCAAAUUGCCGUGGCCGUUACACACGCUGUACAACCGGCUGGUGUUGCUGUCGUUAUUGAGGGAGUUCACAUGUGCAUGGUCAUGCGUGGCGUACAGAAAAUCAAUAGUAAAACUGUCACCUCAACAAUGUUGGGUGUCUUCCGUGACGAUCCCAAGACCCGAGAGGAAUUCCUUAAUCUUGUGACCAGCAAAUAAACGCGCACAAUGGAAAUAAAGAAGGAAGGAAAAAAGGAAAGCUGCUAAACAUUCCAGUGAAACGAAAAAUCAUGUACACAGUGGGAAAUUUUUUUUUAACGAAUGCUGCUUAUACAUACAUACCAUAAACACAAUAUUUAAAGAGAAAUAUAUAAAAUUAGUUAUAAGGUGCAUAGUGUUUAAAAAAUAUAUAUAUGUAUGUGGUGAAAACAUACAAUAAUAUUUUUAACCGAAAACUAACAAAAAAGAAAGCCGAAAAGAGAACCGAAUUGUACUUAAAUUCUAGAAAAAUUUGGAUGUGUAAGCAAAAAUGUAAAAAA